CUCUCCCUCUCUCUCCUGUUCUCUCUCCUGUUUUUUCUCUCUCCUUGGGAACUGGUUCAACCACAGUACAACCAGCUCAUCUGCAUCUCGCCCUAGAGGACCUGCGGGAACCAGAGGAGGAGGAGACAGGGAGACAGGAGGCGGGCGGGCAGGAGCGGCAGCGGCGGCUGCGACAGCGCACAGCCGGGCCCGCGCCGCGCCGCCGGGGAAGCCCAUGCCCGGCCCGUGCCGCCCGGGGCUUGCUCAUGAGGCCUCUGCCGAGCCGGAGGAGGAAGAACGGCGGCAUCUCCCUGGGACUCUUCGCCCUCUGCCUGGCCGCAGCCCGCUGUCUGCAGAGUCAGGGCGUGUCACUGUACAUUCCCCAGUCCGCCAUCAAUGCUACAGUGGAAGAAGACAUCCUGCUCUCCGUUGAAUACUCCUGCCAUGGCAUCCCCACCAUCGUAUGGAGGUAUACAUCCAAGUGGGGAGUGCAGAAGAUCGUGGAGUGGAAGCCAGGGACUCAGGCCAACAUCUCCCAAAGCCACAAGGACAGAGUCUGUACCUUCGACAACGGCUCCAUCCAGCUCUUCAGCGUGGGUGUGAGGGAUUCUGGCUACUACGUCAUCACAGUGACAGAGAGCCUGGGGAGCAGCCAGUUUGGCACCAUCGUGCUGCACGUGUCGGAGAUCCUCUAUGAAGACCUCCACUUCGUCGUCGUCUUCCUUGCUUUUCUCGCUGCUGUGGCCGCCGUGCUAAUCAGCCUCAUGUGGGUUUGUAAUAAGUGUGCAUAUAAAUUCCAGAGGAAGAGGAGACACAAACUCAAAGAAAGCACAACUGAGGAGAUCGAGCUGCGAGAUGUUGAGUGUUAGCCAAGGCUGGGCCCAAUUACAUUCCUACCUCAAGAGGAAAACAUU
Messenger RNA from Ceratotherium simum simum (southern white rhinoceros), 893 nucleotides. It is a transcript of the gene VSTM5, whose product is annotated as V-set and transmembrane domain containing 5. Gene Ontology annotation, cellular component: axon; plasma membrane; dendrite. Lineage: Eukaryota; Metazoa; Chordata; Mammalia; Perissodactyla; Rhinocerotidae. The record is from RefSeq and is a predicted model, not a curated record. Gene Ontology annotation, biological process: filopodium assembly; positive regulation of excitatory synapse assembly.